This is a messenger RNA of Geodia barretti, 1089 nucleotides long. The record is from the annotation of a GenBank genome assembly. Lineage: Eukaryota; Metazoa; Porifera; Demospongiae; Tetractinellida; Geodiidae.
AUGGCGCCGCUUGGCCCGUUCGAACCCGCGCCGCGCGUUGCCGUGGCGGUCUCCGGCGGCUCGGACAGCCUUGCACUGUGCCUGCUCGCCGAUCGCUGGGCGCGCGCGCGGGGCGGCACGGUCUUCGGGCUCACUGUCGACCACCGUCUGCGCCUUGCAUCGGGAGCCGAAGCCGCCCAGGUGCGGCGCUGGCUCGCCACCCGCGCCAUCUCCCACCGAACGUUGCGUUGGACGGGCACCCGCCCUGUCUCCAGGAUUCAGGAGGAGGCGCGGGCCGCACGACUCGCGCUGCUUGUCGGCUGGUGUCGGCAGGCUCACGUCCUUCAUCUGUUGCUCGGCCACCAGCAGGAGGAUCAGGCCGAGACGGUGCUGCAGCGACUCGUCCGCGGUAGCGGCAUCGACGGGCUUGCCGCCAUGGCGCCGGUUCGCCUGGCAAUCGAGUCCGACGGCGGCGGCGUGCGUAUGUUGCGCCCUCUCCUUCCGGUGCCGCGUGAUGCGCUGACAGCAACCCUGGCCCUUUGGGACCAACCCUGGAUCGACGACCCGACCAACCGCGACACCUGCCAUACUCGCCCGCGCCUGGCGGCGGCGCUGGCGCAGCUCGGGCCGGAAGGACUGAGCGCUGCGCGGCUGGCCAAGGUUGCCGAGCGCGCCGCAGAGGAUCGCGCCGCGCUGGACGGGCUCUGCUCCGACCUGCUGGCCCGCAGCGCGCACCCCGCGCCCGGCGGCUUUGUGACGCUGGACCGAUGCAUCUUGCGUCAUGCGCCGCCGGCGUUGGCGCUGCGCGCACUGAGCCGCGCCGUCACCACGGCUCCGGCGCUCCUCAUCCUCCGCGGAUGGAGCGUCUGGAACGGCUGGCGCAGCGGCUGCGCGGCGAUAACGUCAGGGCGGCAACGCUCGGCGGCUGUCGUGUGGUCCCGCAAAGGGAUGGACGACUCGUCGUUUGCAGGGAGCCUGCGGCAGCCUCGGAGGUCCUUUCGCUCAAGGCGGGCGACAGUGCGCUCUGGGACCGCCGAUUCGUCGUCUCACUCGGCUCGUCCGCCGGGUCGGGGCCAUUCCUCGUGCGCCGGCUCGGCACGGACGGUCUGA